AUGCAGAACAACCCCCAGGAGCUUUCAUGGCAGGCGAUUCAGGCUAUAGUUGGGGUUAAACUUCCUUCAAAUGUACUGCGAUUUGAUGAUAUCGGAUUUCACUUAGUCAAUAACAAUGUCUCGAGCGCCGAAGACUCUGAUUCUGACGUAGAAAUCGUCGAAAAUGAUUGGGAGUCUGAUAAUAAUGUGUCAUCCAGACCUGACCAUUCUGACAACGAAAAAACUACGUCGCCUGAUAGGGAACAAAGUGAAUCACCGGUUUUACAUCUUGUAGAACCAGAUAAUAAUAAUUUAGGGAAAGAUUCUUUAGAUUAUCAAGAAUAUGUUGAAAAAUUGGACACAAAAGACAUAUCUUCUAAAGAACGAAUGGCACAAAAUCAGAUCGACGAUCCAGAUAGCUCGAAUGGGAAUGUUAUGUCUAUAGAAAACUAUUUGGAGGUCACUUUAUCCACUGACUCUGAGGCUAGUCAUACUUGUAACCAAUGUAACCAAAUAUUUUCUAAUGAGAAUUUGCUUGCCUCACACAAAUGUACUGCUAAACCCACCGAAGAAAAGAAAUACCCAUGUCAUGUCUGUACUGAAAAGUUUUCAAGCUACUGGGAUCUACGAAAGCAUCUCAGUAGUCAUUUUCCUGGUAUGCUGGAAUCCAAGUCAAGCUUUUGUCAUCUCUGCCAAAAAGAUUAUACAAAAACAGGAUUUAUGAAUCAUUUACGUAAACAUACAGGCGAGAGACCAUUUGUCUGUGAACUUUGUCACAAAGCUUUCUCUCAAUCAAGCUCACUUUCGAUACACAUGAAGUUUCAUCUCAAUGUUCGCAAACACGCUUGUACAGUCUGUGAAAAGAAGUUUGUGACAAAAAGUGAACUAUCUCGUCAUAUGACGGUUCAUACGAAGCAAAAAUCCUAUUACUGUGGAGUCGCACUAGCGAUGUCUGCAAGGUUGCAUAAUCUUAAUCCCUAUGAGUUGCAUAAAUAUUUAGUAAAUGUUUAUCGUCUGAAUACAAAAGGUUCUACUGGACACCUGAAACGGGAUACGUCCAAAGAUAGAACUGACCUCGAUGUUAUACGUGAAAACUACAAAUUUUUGUGGGAAGAAGAUGAAGUUGCCGAUACUUGGGAAAAACAACUAGCUAAAAAAUAUUAUGACAAACUCUUCAAAGAAUAUUGUAUUUGCGACCUAAGCAGGUAUAAAGAGAACAAAGUUGCAUUACGUUGGCGGAUUGAAAAAGAGGUUGUGCUCGGAAAAGGUCAAUUUCAAUGCGGUAACAAAGUGUGCAACAGUGCUCAAGAUCUCAAGUCCUGGGAGGUCAACUUCGCUUAUAUCGAAGAUAGUGAAAAAAAGAAUGCUCUUGUGAAAUUGCGUCUAUGCCCAGAGUGUUCGGAGAAAUUGAACUACAGAUCAAAGAAACGUGAAAUUAAAAGGUUAAAGAAGGGUGACAAGAAAAAGAAACGAGCGAAUAAACAAGACAAGAACGGUGAAGAUCCGGAAAGCGAAAACGUUGGCAGUCCCGCAGCACUUGAAAUUCUAGAAGAGCCUUCUACUUCUACUGUCAAUGUUACUGAAAGUAAUGACGAGUCUUUAUGGAAAAAAGGUGUGCCAGAUAUACAAGAAAAAUCACGAGAGGAGGAAUUUGAAGAAUACUUGGAAGACCUAUUACUUUAA
Messenger RNA from Arctia plantaginis, 1662 nucleotides. The record is from the annotation of a GenBank genome assembly. NCBI's taxonomy places the organism in Eukaryota, Metazoa, Arthropoda, Insecta, Lepidoptera, Erebidae.